This is a messenger RNA of Gloeophyllum trabeum ATCC 11539, 1575 nucleotides long. RefSeq lists its product as uncharacterized. The coding region runs from base 1 to 1575 and encodes 524 amino acids. The record is from RefSeq and is a predicted model, not a curated record. The transcript has 5 exons. NCBI's taxonomy places the organism in Eukaryota, Fungi, Basidiomycota, Agaricomycetes, Gloeophyllales, Gloeophyllaceae.
AUGUAUGGACGUCAACCCGUUCUAUCGGGCAAUAUUCUUGGUUCUCAUCCAUCUCAAACAAAGGUCAACAGUCGAGUCUUCGUUACCCUGUAUACGGCAACUUCUGCGGAUUACUGCAAGGACCGAAUGGUUCGCCAUGUCGGGUUUCAUGGAACAUUCCCGCUCUCGACCCAAACUCGAUUGCAAUUACUGGAGACACUCUUUCUCAACUUAAGCGCUUGCAAUAUCAUGGAUGAUCUUGGAGAGUUGGACGCAUUACUAGGAUUAGACGAUCCAGGAGAGCUGAGAGGCCCGGAAUUCCUCGAAACACUAUUGGCUCCACUUCUCGAGUCUGCCGUCAAUCUCAAGAGACUCAGUCUUGCCGGUAUACGGGACCUAGAAUCUUUUCCAAUCCUGAGCAACGCGCUAGUGGCGAGCUUCGCUCGUACCCGUUCGCUGAGUCUGAUAGGGAGGAGUCUCAUCGAACUGCUGGGCCGUGCGCUACAGUUAGAGAAUGCAACGAUCCCGUUGUCCCGACUCUUUCUGCAACUAAUGCCGAACGAGGACUGGAUGGAUAUUUGGCGUCUCUUGGAGCCGUGUCGAACUACCCUUGUUUUCCUGGGCAUAUACAUUAUGUACCGGUGUCCCGUUCCACCAUUGGAGUCGUGCCGCCCGUGGCCCCUCAUGUCGGAGCUCUCUAUCCUCAGUGAUUUGCUUCCGGUAACCAAGAUCUUCAGUACACGAGUCCUACGAAAGGCUUUUCCGAACCUGCAACAUCUUAGAAUUGCAUCCGGAGCCGUAUCUGCUGUCGAUGUAGCCCCGGUCGAGGCGGUGCCGGAAGACCAGGUGGAUGAAGAUGAGGACGAAGAGGAGGUGGUCGACCCGGAAUGGAGGACGCUGCAGUCGUUCUCCGGACACGCGAUAACAUUCGCAGCCCUCGGUUUCAACUGUCAACUUUCUGAGUUGACGUUACGCUCUGACUGCCGGUCGAUAACCGCGCCCAGUUAUCCAAAUACUGCGCGGCAUCUUUGCGCUGCGAUGCAACUCGCACAACCUCGCUGUUUUAGUUUAGAGGUCUUUGACGUGUGUACUCCAUUGGAUGAAGAUCUUGAAGAUGCAAUCUGCCAGCCAUUGCUUUGGGAAAGUGCACCGCACUUAGAAUACAUUCAUCUGUCUAUCAUGGAGGGACCGUGCUGCAAUCAAAUGUAUGAAUUUUUGGAUCGAUUCUGUGGCUCACUGCGUGCGGCGCGAGUCUCAUACCUAGUACUCAGCUUGUCGACCUGCCGGAACCGCAGUGGGUUCCGCUAUGGGGAGGAGAGUGAUAGGCGCAUGAUCGGACCCGCCAAGCUCCUGCGAGACGUCGCUACAUGUGUUCGUCGCUGCUGCUCAAAAGGUCUGCCGACAUUGAACUACGUCGAAAUAAAAGUCUGGGACCGCACUGAGAAUCAAUUCUACCGCUACCUGUAUGGGAUCCGCAGGCAUAUACGCGAUAUGGGAGAGGCCGCGGGUGACAGAAGGGUGGAGUUUGUCAGUCUCGACUCUGCUGUGGCCCCCAUUGUUAAGCGUUCUCUGGGUGUCAAGGUGGAUAUUAUUUGA